Messenger RNA from Dicrocoelium dendriticum, 4624 nucleotides. The record is from the annotation of a GenBank genome assembly. NCBI's taxonomy places the organism in Eukaryota, Metazoa, Platyhelminthes, Trematoda, Plagiorchiida, Dicrocoeliidae.
GAAUGUGUAGUGGUGUGGCCCCCACCCGCAUCCGGCCAGUCGGUCGGUCGGUUGGACUUGACUGACACGACCGAGAGCGGCGCAGUGUAUAGUCAAACGCACACUUGUGUCCGAAUUCACACUGGCAUUACUGCGUGAAAAUAUGUGUUGCCAACCAAAUGGCUGACUAUGUGAAUCCAUACCAAGCAUAAUAUUCCUUUUGAAACUUCAGAGAAAGCCACCAUUUGAAUGGAAAUACUGCAGCUUUUUGUAACGUUUGCCAUACGAAUUAUCUUGCCUUGCAUCCUGAGAGUGGAAUGCACAUUUUCGGCACAGCCAUCAGAAACCUUGCGCUACUACAUUUCAGAAGAGCUUCCAAAAGGCACCGUUGUUGCCUCAGGUCCUUUACUGGGAUCAAUCUAUUCCCAUUUACCGAAUGGAAAACCCCUUAUUAUAAACCAAAAAGAGCCAGGUGUUUCCAGCUUCACAUUCAGACACCAAGCAGGGGACCCUACAGGUACUAAUAUAUUAUCAGUUAGCCAAUUAGUAAUCAGUGAUCGUGUCGACCGCGAAGCCAUUUGUCCCAGACCACAAAGCAUUAGUGAUUCAACCCAUAAUUAUGGUCCGGUGGAUUUUCAAAUCGAAACCGAUUCUAUGGCUCUGACAAGGGUCUUCAGUUCAGAAGACAUAGAAAAGUAUCUUCACAGUGAUUGUGCUGUUCAUAUCCGAGUAGCUACAUUGAACGAUGGUGUGCAGAGCAUCCACCAGAUUACCGUAUACGUCCAAGACAUCAACGAUAACGCCCCUGGUUGGCCGAUGCGUUCCACCGUUGUGUAUUUUAGAGAUGGAGAUCCAGCCGGAGCCAAACAGCAAAUCCCAUUGGCUAGUGACUUAGAUGUUGGAGUGAAUGCUAUUAUUGUAUACCAGCUAAAGGUUUUCAACUCAGGUCUUACUAUCUCUUCUCCCACCGGCUCGAGUCAGAUUACGGUGACGGACAUCUUUGAAUUGAACAAAGAACCAAGCACUUCAGGUCAUGUGGGAGGAAAGUUGUUUUUAGUAGCAAAACAUGACAUUGAUCGAGAAGCUAGUCCAAAUGGAUGGGACUUAAUUCUUUUGGCAUCCAAUAUCGGACCCAACAGAGCUCUUUCUUCUCAGCUGCACAUACACAUCAACGUGACAGACGUCAAUGACAACACCCCACGAUUCACACAAGAAGUUUAUCAACCACAACUGCCAAACCAGAAGGCAGGCAUCGUCCCGGAAACAAUGCCCGUCGGACAGGUAGUCGUUCGCGUGCAAGCAACUGAUCCAGAUGAAGGCUUAAACGGAUUAGUCUCUUACGAUUUUGUACCAAGUCCUGAAGUGACCACAAUAAAGCAUUUUUUUGAACUCACUCAGACAGGGGAACUAAGGACUCGGAAUCGUUUGCAAGUGGACAAAUUGCUCCAUCAAGGAGAAACGUUAGCGAAUCAGAUCAGUUUGCCAACAGGUCUGAUGACCAUUGAAAUUCAAGCUGUUGAUGGUAGUGAACCAGCAUAUGCCAGAACUGGAUACGCAACUGUGAAACUUCGUGUGGAAGAUGUUGAUGAUGAAGCUCCGGUGAUCCGAAUUCAUCCAGUUCGUCCAUGGACUGAUCCGGUUAAACAGGAUUCAGUGCCAAAUACUGCAGUCGAACUUGCUGUGUCAGAGAACGAAAUAGUAGGUCAGUUACUUGGAUUGAUUGAAGUGAGCGACCCAGACAACGGAGAGCACGAAACGCUUCGAUGUAACCUAGUGUCCACCACGGCGCAUCUAUUCCGUCUCAGUCAACAAGAUACAUCAGGACAUGAAUUCAGGCUCUACACUGCCAGUAAACUGGAUCGCGAGAAAACUGAACGAUUGCUUGUGACAAUUGAAUGCAGGGACUUAGUUGAUCACGUUUCUUCAGUUAAUGUGGGAGUUAAUGUGAUUGAUGUGAACGAUCACGAUCCACAGUUUAAAGAGACUCUUUAUCAAUUCUCGAUAUUCGAAGAUGAUGGGGAGCAGGUUUCCACAGUAGCCGAACCACAAAAUCGUAGUUGGUUAACGUCAACAGGUCGUGCGUUUGUGGAGGCUACCGAUCCUGAUUAUGGUGAAAACCGGCGUAUAGUUUAUAAACUAAAAGACACAUCCGACGCUAUGAGGCGAUUGUUCUCCAUUAACCGUGAUACCGGUGAACUAUAUGCAUUAGGACCAUUCGACAGAGAACAGGCUCCGGAACAUCAGAUCGUUGUCCUUGCAAUGGACAAUGGCGAACCGACGCUUACCGGUACAUGUGUGGUCGAAGUCACGGUCUUGGACGUAAACGAUAACCCACCUAUGUUUAGCCCAGAAAUCAGCUCAAGUGGCGGCUAUACUUUUACUGUGCUGGAAAAUCAAUUACCUGGUACAAAGGUAGGCAGGAUCGAAGCCUAUGAUGUUGAUCAGUUACCUGCGCCUUUCAGUGGACUUGACCUAUUGCAUGGCAACCAUGACAAUCGCAGUUAUUUGAAUCAGCCUAUAGAACGCAUAUUUAAAGAAUAUCUCAGGUACGGCUUACAAAGUGAACCGGACUCAAAAGCAUUCUGGAUUGACCCCAAGUCUGGAACCUUAAUAACUCGACUUAUGCUUGAUCGGGAGAAGCAGUCAGUAUACACCUUUCACGUAACUGUACGAGAUGGAAUAUCAGAAACUGGGUCCAGAAUAGCUAAUAAAAACCCGCAAGAACGUUUGAAUUAUGGAGCCAGUAUCCUCGCAGGAAGAGUUCACGAAGUCUCCGUCCUAGUAACCGUAACGGUGGGAGAUGAGAAUGAUAAUGAUCCGGUUUUUAUUCGUCCAAAUUCCACAAACCACAUGGUCAUUUUGGAUCCCACAGCGAUCCCCGGGCAGUCAUUGCAUCAACUCUACGCCACUGAUCCGGACGAGGGACCAAAUGGUUUAAUCAAAUAUGCAAUAAAAGGAGGCAACUCAGGAGCUUUAUUUAAUGUGGAUCCUCGAACCGGCCUACUGUAUCUGGAAAAUCAAAUCCCGAGAAAUGCCGUCAAUGUUCCUAACCCCUUGACAAUCGAAUCUUCACUCAAGACUCGUGGACACGGGGAUACAAGCAAUACCGACUUCCCGCCGAAUCCAACCUAUCUGCUAGCGCUAGAGGCCUGUGAUCAUGGUCAACCACCAAGAUGCUCAACAUUUCCGAAUUUACAAAUACAGACGCGGACGCCAAGCUCUCGAACAAUGGAUAUGUCCCACGAUGCUUCAUUCCUGUUAGACGGAGCAACAGUGGGAAAGCAAAUGUUAAAAGGAGCAGAACUGAUGUCUCAAGGUGUGCAGAAACGCGAACGUCAGUCAGAAUACCUGUCAGCAGCGGAGAUCAUAAUCAUUACACUUUCCAUCUUCUUCUCCGUAAUCGUUAUCGGCACUGUGAUUUCUGUGUGCAUAGUGCGAAGGGGACAAGGAUUUAGGGAUUAUGAACAAAAGACGCGAAAGUCGGCCAACGUUACUGCUACUCCAAAUUCGACAAAUAUGGAACUCAUUAAUCAUCACUUGAAAUCCCCACACGGGUUGUACUCAAGUAAACUUUCACCAGUACUACAACCUGAUGGAUGUGGCGGUCAAUGGACGUUCGCCAACCACACGGAAGAGAGCGAGGCGGGAACACUUCCACGAGCGGGGAUAGAUUUGCUUAAAUCUGGUGGUCAUCAAGUUAUGGAUACCAGGUUUCAAUGUGUCCCCGAUAUUGUACGCCAGCCUCAGUUUGUCGAGCAACACUAUGGAAUGAGGCAUUCGAAUUGUGAUUACGGUUUGGCUAAUUACAAUUAUCCACCAGGAGUCGGAAACAUGCGCAACGAUUAUCAAUCAUUGGACAACUGGACUGUACUGGACUCGGUCAAACUUGCUGGCAGUGGAGUGAUCAAGCCAGAAAUAAUGACCUAUCCUCUUACAUCCAAACCGUCAGAUGAUUCACCACAAGUUAAAGAUCACAAUCAGAUGGCCAGGGAUGCAAGGAAAACAAACUGGAUCACUACAAACGUGGAAUCGAUAGAUACCGAAUUUUCAACUUGUGAACAACCAUCCGCAGGGGAUGUAGAAGUCACGAUGACUCCUCGCCACUCUAAACCACACAAAGAAAGACAAAGCAAGAUCGCGCAUGGCUACAUGGGUUUCCCAAAAUCUAGUUUUGUAUGACGGCGAACAGUAUGCAGAUUUCGCCAUCACUUAAGUCAUUCCGCUGAAUGGAAAGUGCACAAUUUUAGCAUGCGCAGAAUUAACCGCUCACCACAUCAAUGUGUGACCCAGUUCAACGGGAAAGUAUAUUGCAGACCUAGCCUGCAGUAACGUCCCAAGGAUAAAUUGUGAUAUAUUUUAAAUAAUCACGAAUUUUUAAGUGCCAUUUAUUCUUCUUCUACAUAUUUUAUAUCGCUGACCUUCGCUUAGUCACGAACCAGUAUUUUGAAUUUAGUUUGAAAAGAUUGAACAGCUAAUAUGGUUUUCCACUGCUUUGCUAUAUUUACUUGACAUGCUUAACUGAUAAGGAUAGCAUUACAAUGAUUGUUGGCCACAAAGCUGAACAAAUUUUACAGGUUUAUGUGGAAACUAAACUGUUAUUUAAUUAACUGCGCAGUUUAUAUCUAACCAAACUUUGUGAUAUUAG